Candida dubliniensis CD36 is the source of this 666-nucleotide messenger RNA. RefSeq lists its product as uncharacterized. The transcript has a single exon. Lineage: Eukaryota; Fungi; Ascomycota; Pichiomycetes; Serinales; Debaryomycetaceae. The record is from RefSeq and is a predicted model, not a curated record. Bases 1 to 666 code for a protein of 221 amino acids.
AUGACAGUACUUCCAACAACAUCAAACUCCUCCCCUUCCAUUUCUUCUUCAUUUGAAUCUGAAUUAAAUUCUCAUCCACAAUAUAUCAAUAUUAUUAAUCAAUAUGAAAAUUUUAUUAAAACCAAUAAUGAAACUUCAAAAAUCAUUGAAAGAAUCAUGCCUAAUUUAACUGGUGAUACUCUUAUUGGUGAUGAUAAAAUUAAUCUUCGUUCUAAAACUUUAUAUUUUAUUAAUGAUGAAUAUUUACUCAAUCAUAAAGAUAUUGACUCAUCACCAUUGGAGCUGAAUUAUUCGGUGACAUUUUUCCAUUUAGGUCAUAAAUUGACUGGUCAUAAAGGUAUAAUUCAUGGUGGAUUAUUAGCUACUUUAUUAGAUGAAUUAACUUGUCGAUUAGCUUUUCUUAAUUUUGAAAAUCAACGAGGAGUUACAGCUAAUUUAAAUAUUGAUUAUAAACAACCUACUAUUGCUAAUCAAUUUAUAAUGAUAAAAUGUAUUGUUUUAGAAAAAAUCGGUAGGAAAUGUUGGGUUAAAGGUGAAGUCUAUAAAUUGAAUAACAACAACCAACAGGGGAGUGAUGAUGAUUUGAUUAUUGAUAAACCAGAGAAUUUAUUGACUAGUUGUAAAGUAUUGGUGAUUGAACCUAAAUGGGUAGAUAAAUUGACGUAA